AUGUCCGGUCGAGGAAAAGGUGGUAAAGGAUUGGGUAAAGGCGGUGCGAAACGUCAUCGUAAAGUAUUACGUGAUAAUAUCCAAGGCAUAACAAAACCAGCAAUUCGUCGUUUGGCUCGUCGUGGUGGUGUUAAACGUAUAUCCGGUUUGAUAUAUGAAGAAGUACGUGGUGUAUUGAAAAUAUUUUUGGAGAAUGUCAUUCGAGAUGCUGUCACAUAUACAGAACAUGCCAAACGAAAAACGGUUACAGCCAUGGAUGUUGUUUACGCUCUAAAACGACAAGGAAGAACAUUGUAUGGUUUUGGCGGUUAA
This is a messenger RNA of Didymodactylos carnosus, 312 nucleotides long. The record is from the annotation of a GenBank genome assembly. Lineage: Eukaryota; Metazoa; Rotifera; Eurotatoria; Philodinida; Philodinidae.